This is a messenger RNA of Leptosia nina, 282 nucleotides long. The record is from the annotation of a GenBank genome assembly. Lineage: Eukaryota; Metazoa; Arthropoda; Insecta; Lepidoptera; Pieridae.
AUGCGUCCCCGCUCGAACAGCCCCCAGCGACCCUUCCGUGGAUGCGGUGGCGCGAACAUUCGUGGCACGUCCUUUGUUGACCGUUUUGUUUUGGAGUGCCAUCCGGUUCCUGAUGGUAGAGGGGAGGGGACAGGUGAGCGCAGUCCUUCGCAGGUGCGCGGCAUUCGUGCACGUGUUCUGUUUGUGAGUGCGCCGGCGCUUUCUCCGCAAUCUUCACGGAUAUCAAAUUUCGCCUUGGACCUUAGCGUGCUAGUUUUUUUAAAGGGUUGCCACACGAAAUAA